CGCGGCUGCGCGCAUGCGUCGCCUUGACCAACAUGGCCGAUCGCAAAUUCGCGCGCGAAAACUUUUAAUAAAUUAAAAAAUAAACAACCAGUAAUGUCACAACCAAAGAUUUUUUCCAUUGCAAGUAUGAGACGAUUAAAAUGCCUAAGAAUUGUUUGAAAUAUUUAAUUGUGCUUGCGGUUAUUUAUCUCCUAGUGAGGACAUGUGAUUGUGCCAAAAAUCGAGUGAAAAAGUUCAAGAGAAAAGUGGACGACAUAGAUUUGAAACAAAAUAAUUUGUUGCAACAGAAUGUGGUGAGGAAUUCGACCAAUAAUGAGAGAGGCAGAGGAUUCUUUACGCCCGGCCUAUUCUCCCUGGGAAAGGUGCUCAACUUCUUCCCGGUGGGCGGCGAGCGGGAAUGCCAGCCGGCGGGCUUCACCGUCGCUCGUGCUGGUAUCUGCCUCAACCCGUACGACUGCCGGCAGCGAGACGGCAAGGCCGCUGGUGACUGCGCGCACGGGCUCGGCGUCUGCUGUGUGUUCGAGGUGACAUGCGGGGGCGUGGUGCAGAACAACCUGACGUACUUCCUUUCCCCGGGGUUCCCAGAGCUGUGGUCGGGCGAGCGGGACUGCAACAUCACUAUCGAAAAGACCCACGCCGGGAUCACGCAGCUGCGGGUCGACUUCGUGCACUUCACUAUUGGUCAGCCCAACAGAACGACUGGCGAGUGCGAUGAGGAUGCCAUGACGCUUGGGGAGGGCAGUGGAAAGAUCGUCAUUUGUGGGCAAAACCAUGGCCAGCAUUUAUACUACUCUUUAUCCAGCGGAAGCGAAGUCCGCGAGGCAGGAGAACUCCCGAGCGCGAAGAGUACAAAACUAUCCAUUCGCAUGAGAGGGAGCGAGAUGCCACGACUAUGGUUGCUGCGGCUAGCGCAGAUGCCGUUAGCAUAUUCAGCGCCUCACGAUUGUCUGCAGUAUUUUACAAAUAACAAUGGUACAAUCAAGACCUUCAAUUUCGCCAUCAAUGGCCGUCAUUUGGCAGGGCAGGAGUACAGGGCAUGUAUGCGCAGGAAUGUGGGGUUCUGUGCGGUUAGAUACGUGCCGUGUGACAGCAGAUCGUUUAGAAUUGGGCCUGGAGGAAAUGCGCCUUUCGUGAUGGACCUGGCUGGUGUGAUGCAGCAAGAACAACUGAUGCCAGUCAAUGACGCUCAGGUGCAAGAUGAAGAGGAAGGUUCUGGAGCAGAUCCUCAGAUGGCGCCAGUGGUUGAGGCGAACGUCGCACCGCCUAGUCUUGCUUUUAGGAUCUGGAGCUUUAUCUGGCCGUCUUGGCUGUGGGGACAGAGCAGAGGCGCCAGGACUUGGGGCUGGAGCCGAUGGUCUCCGUACGCACAGCACUACACUAAAGAAGACGACAAGUUCCGAUACUAUGGCUACGGGAACUUCGGGGUCGGCCUGCAAGGCUACGGCAGGCAGAGAUGCACGGAUCGCAUCACUAUUCCUUGCGAGAACGAGUAUUUUGUGUCGCACUACACUAAAGAAGACGACAAGUUCCGUUACUAUGGCUACGGGAACUUCGGGGUCGGCCUGCAAGGCUACGGCAGGCAGGGGUGCACGGAUCGCAUCACUAUUCCUUGCGAGAACGAGUAUUUUGUGUCGAACUACACUAAAGAAGACGACAAGUUCCGAUACUAUGGCUACGGGAACUUCGGAGUCGGCCUGCAAGGCUACGGCAGGCAGAGAUGCACGGAUCGCAUCACUAUUCCUUGCGAGAACGAGUACUUUGUGUCGCACUACACCAAGGAGGACGAUAAGUUCCGAUACUAUGGCUACGGGAACUUCGGGGUCGGCCUGCAAGGCUACGGCAGGCAGAGAUGCACGGAUCGCAUCACUAUUCCCUGUGAGAACGAGUACUUUGUGUCGAGCACAUCAUACAUUCCCGGCGUCUGCGACCCUCACCACUGUGGAGACAGCUUCUGCCCAGGGUCAGGGUCAGACUGCCGCGUGGAAACUUCCAUUUCACCCUUCGCGGUGUCGGUCCACUUCGGCCCGCCGCAACGCAAGCGUAGCCCCGAGGAGAAUAUUGGAGCCUGUCUGCGGUACACGCAGCUGCCUUGUGAUGGGUGACCGCUGGGAGAAGUCCUGGGUUCUGUGCCCAAAG
Ostrinia nubilalis (European corn borer) is the source of this 2136-nucleotide messenger RNA. RefSeq lists its product as uncharacterized. The record is from RefSeq and is a predicted model, not a curated record. Bases 141 to 2102 code for a protein of 653 amino acids. Lineage: Eukaryota; Metazoa; Arthropoda; Insecta; Lepidoptera; Crambidae. The transcript has 12 exons.